AUGGGGGACUACCUCGACAUGGAGCACGGGCGGUUCACUCUGUCGGUGGUGCUGCCUGACGGCGCGAUCGAAGAGUUCUCCUUUCCCUCCAAAUUCACAAUAGACCAAGUCAAGAGCGACAUUCUGCGACGGUCGGCCAAGUUCGAGAAUCUGCCCGAAGACGCCAAGAAGCAGUUCCUGCUGGGCAUGAACGAGGAGGAGCUCUUCAACGUCGAGUUCACGCGAUGCGUCACCCACCGCCCCAUCUACGAGUCGCUCCUCAAGGACGGCGCGGACGGCGAGGGCGUGGUGGUGAACUGCCCAAGCGGGGCCACAGCCGAGGAGUUCCUGUCACUGGCGCUACAACGACUGCGAUCCCUGGUGACGGAAUUGGAGGCCGCCGGCGAAGACAUCGCAAAGGAAAAGGCCAGGCUUCAGGCCGAGGAGAAGAGCGAGAACAGACCCGAUAGAGCAGAGAACGGAGGUGCCACCACAUCAUCCUCUUCAUCGUCGCCAUCACCAUCAUCAUCGCCGUUGUCGUCGUCCUCGUCGUCAAACGGCGUCGACCCCGGCGUGCACCAGGAGAAGAUGUCGGCCGGCUCCGGUCGCAUCCGCGUCAAGAUCCUGCGGCAAAACUUUGAGGGCGAAGAGAGUCCCAGCACACAGCGUCGAAAGCCCGAUAGCCUGGCCGGUGCCGUAGCCGGAGAUAACGGGGCCAGGCGGAACUCGAUCUGGGCCAAGGCGUCGCCACUGACGUCGUCGCCGACAUCCGUGCGCUCGCUGUCGCCCCGGGGCUUCGGGCCGCGGGAGUCGCUCGCCGACCGAUUCAGCGACCUCUCCUCCUCCGGCUCCCAAGUCCUCCUGCCGCGCGUCGACAAGCGGGUCCAGGGCAACGGACCAACACUGCAGGAUCUGAAGAAGGGCGGGCCGAUUGCGAUUCAAUUCUACCUGCCGGGCGGGGCCAAGACCGUGGACCUCGAGUGCUUGACCACCGCCACCCUCGCCUCCCUCAAAGAUAUGCUCUGGGAAAAGGCCAAGUCAGGGGACGAGUGCCUGGCCGAGAAGGCGCGGUAUUCGGUGAAGGUGUGGCACACGCACAUGUACCUCACCGGCGACACCACGCUGCUCUACCAGUUCCCGAUCAUCCAGUUCUGUUGGCAGAAGCAACUGCUCGCGCGGCUGUGUCUCGUCGACAAGCUCGAGAGCAAGCAGGACAAACUCAUGUCCCUCCAGAUCGGCUCUCUGAUUGGGCGGCCUCUCUGCUGGCAUACGUCGGACGAAGACCAGACCAGCCAUUUCAAACACAAGAUCAGCAAGCUGCUGGCGAUGGCCAACCGGGACUGGGAGUGCGCGGCGCAGGCAAAGCUGUCAAUAGCGCCGGUCCCGCCCGACUUCCCGACCGACAUCCUGGUCAAGGUGCACCUGCCGGGCGAGCAGCGGAUGGCCACGACCCUCCACUGUCCGGGCGACCAGACCUUCCUCGGCGUCAUGCACCAGCUGGCCAAGAAGUCGCAGGCCACGCGCGAGGGCCAGCUCGACCCGGCCGACUACGUCUUCAAAAUCACCGGCCGCAACCGCUACGUCGUCCAACUCGACCGGAAGCUCCACCAGAUCGACUACGUCCGGGAGUGCCUGAAGCGGCGCGUGAAGAUCAACUUCUCCCUCGUGCUCCGGAGCUCAGUUCGACUCGAAGACGUUGACGGCGACCUCACCAUGCGAUCAUCCAUCAGCGUGCCAUUGAUCGAUGAAGAGGACGAGCGCCUGGAGAAGAAGCUCAAGAUGCAGGGUACGUGCUCGUUGCUGGAGCUGAAGCGACCGUUCGAGUUCAAGCUGGUGCGGAUCGAGAACGUGAAGCUCGGGCACGACGCCAGCGACGAGUCGCCGUCGUCGACCUCCUCUACGUCCUAUCUCUACCUGGAGGCGGGGCUCUACCACGGCGGCGAGCUGCUGUCGCCCGUGGUCUACUCCCAGUCAGUCCCCACCUCCGAGAACCCCACCUGGAUCGAGUGGCUCCGAUUUGAGACCCUCAUGUGCGAUCUCCCCAAGGCGACCCGGCUCUGCGUGACGCUGUUUGUGCGGGACGGCCGAUCCAACACGCGUCCCAUCGGGUGGGUCAAUUGCCAGCUGUUCGACUACCGCGACCGAAUGCUUACCGGCCCGCUCAGCCUGUGCAUGUGGCCCAACGGACCAGCCAAUCCCAUCGGAACGUGUGUGGAGAACCUGGAGGCGAGAUCGCCGGUCAUCCUGGGCCUCGAAUUCUCGCGCUACCCGCAGCCCGUCGUCUUCCCCGACCUCAAGCCCCUCUUCCCCGACACCGUGCCCCAACCCAGCCGCGACGAGGAGCUCAUCCUCCACCUCCUCAUCCGCAAAGAUCCGCUCUACCGACUGUCGCCGUCGGAGAAGCGUCUGUUGUGGAAAUACCGCACAUUCCUGCGAAGCCUCCACAGCAAGAGCCUGGUGAAGCUCCUCUCGGCGGUGCGGUGGGCCGACGUGAAGAUGGUGAAGCAGGUCUACGGCCUGCUCGGACUCUGGGGUCCUCUUCCUCCACUCGACGCACUCGAGCUUUCCGACAACGAACUCGCCGCCUUCCUGCUCCAGCUCGUCCAGGUGCUCAAGUAUGAGCCGUACCACUACAGCGACCUGGCGGCGUUUUUGAUCGAGCGCGGCCUGCAAAACCGCGUCACCAUCGGACACUACCUCUUCUGGCAUCUCGAGGCGGAGAUGAGCGUGCCCGAGAUCGCAGAGCGCUAUGGUCUCAUGCUCGAAGCCUACCUUCGCGGCUGCGGCGACCAGCGGGCCGAUUUGUUGAAGCAGAUGGAGGUCAUCAAGAAGCUCAAGAGCGUUGCGGAGAGGACGAAGGAGGUGCCGCUGGCCCGACGCCGGGCCGUGCUCCACGAGGAGCUGGCCAAGGUCACCCUCCCCAAGAGCUUCUCCCUGCCGCUCGACCCCACGGUGGUGGCCAACGGUAUUUUGGUGGAAAAGUGUCGGUCGAUGGACUCAGCGAAGGCGCCCCUGUGGAUCGUCUUCACCAACGCCGACCCGCUGGGCCAGCCCAUCAACGUCAUCUUCAAGUGCGGCGACGACCUCCGACAGGACCUGCUCACCCUCCAAAUGCUCGGCAUCAUGGACGAGUUGUGGAAGACGGAAACGAUGGAUCUGCAUCUCACGCCUUACGGCUGCAUCGCCACCGGUGACUUCAUGGGCAUGAUCGAGGUGGUGCCCGAGGCGGAGACCACUGCCGCGAUCCAGAAGGCAGCCGGUGGCGUCACGGCUGCGUUCCGACAGACGCCGCUGGCCAAUUGGCUUCGCUCUAACAACCCCUCCGACAAGGACUACACAGAGGCGGUGACCAAUUUCAUCAAGUCGGUGGCCGGCUACUGCGUGGCCACCUAUGUGCUCGGCAUUGGCGACCGACACAACGACAACAUCAUGGUGCGGAAGGACGGCCACUUGGUGCACAUCGACUUCGGGCACUUCUUGGGCAACUACAAGAAGUUCCUCAUGUACAGACGCGAGAAGGCACCAUUUGUGUUGACGCCCGAGUUUGUGUUCGUAAUGGGCGGCAAGGAGAGCGCGCAAUUCGAACGCUUCGUGGAGUACUGCUGCUGGGCCUACAACGCCCUCCGGCGCUACGCCAACAUUUUCAUCACUCUCUUCACCAUGAUGUUGUCGACGGGCAUUCCGGAGCUGACGUCGGAGGAGGACAUCGACUACCUGCGCAACGCGUUCUCGCUGGACAUGGACGACGAAGAGGCCGCCGAGGCGUUCAAGGCCCUCAUCUACGAGAGCCUCAGCACCAAGACCACCCAGAUCAACUUUGCCAUCCACAUCCUCGCCCACCGCAAGUAA
This is a messenger RNA of Acanthamoeba castellanii str. Neff, 3828 nucleotides long. Its product is annotated as phosphoinositide 3kinase family, accessory domain (pik domain) domain containing protein. Bases 1 to 3828 code for a protein of 1275 amino acids. Lineage: Eukaryota; Discosea; Longamoebia; Acanthamoebidae. Gene Ontology annotation, molecular function: 1-phosphatidylinositol-4-phosphate 3-kinase activity; 1-phosphatidylinositol-3-kinase activity. Gene Ontology annotation, cellular component: plasma membrane; cytoplasm; phosphatidylinositol 3-kinase complex. Gene Ontology annotation, biological process: phosphatidylinositol-mediated signaling; cell migration; phosphatidylinositol-3-phosphate biosynthetic process. The transcript has 29 exons. The record is from RefSeq and is a predicted model, not a curated record.